AUGGACAAGUUUAUAAUUAGGAGGAAAUGUGACAAUGUGGCAAGCGUUAGCGAUGAUGGAGCUAGACCCAGUGUUAGUGGUGCUGUGCGUGACAACAAAAACAUAGAUAGUGACGGAACUGUGGCGGUGACAAAAAACACUGUACCCAGAAAAAAAAGCUGUUAUCAGCCCUCAUGGAAACAGCAAUUUACAUGGAUCGAUUACAACAAGGUAAAAGAUGUUAUUUUCUGCAAAAAUUGCAGACAUAUGUUUGAAGAAAAUCGUUUUCAGUUUUCUCACAAAAUAAAAAAACCUUUCAUGGAAACUGGUUUUUCGAACUGGAAGAAAGGGGUAGAAAAGUUGAAAGCGCAUGAAGCAUCGGGCUGCCACAGAGAAGCUGUACUGAAAUUCAAAUCCUUAAAAUCGAAUGUCAAUGUAUUUAGCCAGAUUUCCAAAGAAAAACUGACACAAAUGAAAGAAAACCGAGCUUGUUUACUAAAAAUCAUAUCUUCCCUCCGAUACUUAGCAGCGCAGGGGCUUGCAAUACGUGGGCAUACUGAAGAAACAAGUAACUUUGACAAUUUAUUACGCCUUCGUUGUGAAGAUAACCAGCUACUUUUAAUAUGGCUACAGCGUGAAACUUACAAAUGGACAUCCCAUGAUGUGCUAAACGAAAUUUUGGCCAUUUUAAGUCACGAAAUUCUUAGAAAAUUAUUGGAGGAUAUCAAGAGGGCAAAGUAUUUGGCAAUAAUAGCAGACGAAACGACAGACAUAGCCAACAAAGAGCAAUUUAGUAUCUGCAUAAGAUUUGUUGAUGCUUCGCUAGAGAUAGAAGAAUAUUUUUUAGGGCUUUACUCAAUACAAAGUACCACAGCUAAGCCUCUGUUUGAUAUUAUUAUCGACAUUUUAAGACGAUUUGAUUUGCCUACAUCUAAUUGUAGGGGCCAGUGCUUUGACGGUCCAGCUAACAUGGCCGGACUAUAUAAUGGUGUCCAGACAAACUUUAUGGAAAUGGAGAAGAGAGCUAUGUUUGUGCACUGCCUUGCACACUGUUUUAAUCGAACACUACAAGACACUGUGAAAGCAGUUCCAGAAUGUCGAAGUGCAUUGGAUGUUAUGAAGGGCUUAAUACAUUUUGUGAUAGAUUCACCUAAAAGAUUAGAUCUUUUUACUCACAUGGAGAUAGAUGCCUCUACAAAUUUGAAACUACUCUGUGCUACAAGGUGGGCCGUAAGAUUCUUGGCAAUGUCUUCGGUUUUGUCCAACUAUACAGAAGUUAAGGAAUUUUUUCUAAAUGUUUCAAGAAAUGACAAAUCAGCCACUGGGGCCAAAGCAAACGGCUUUUUGAUUAAUAUGCAUACAUAUGAUUUUUUUUUCGUGUAUUGA
Messenger RNA from Schistocerca serialis cubense, 1365 nucleotides. RefSeq lists its product as uncharacterized. The record is from RefSeq and is a predicted model, not a curated record. Bases 1 to 1365 code for a protein of 454 amino acids. Lineage: Eukaryota; Metazoa; Arthropoda; Insecta; Orthoptera; Acrididae. The transcript has a single exon.